Messenger RNA from Clarias gariepinus (North African catfish), 4224 nucleotides. RefSeq names its product scavenger receptor cysteine-rich type 1 protein M130-like. NCBI's taxonomy places the organism in Eukaryota, Metazoa, Chordata, Actinopteri, Siluriformes, Clariidae. The coding region runs from base 1 to 3861 and encodes 1286 amino acids. Gene Ontology annotation, cellular component: membrane. Gene Ontology annotation, molecular function: nucleic acid binding. The transcript is spliced from 21 exons. The record is from RefSeq and is a predicted model, not a curated record.
AUGCGGAGCUCCGUGUGGCUGUGGAUAACCGACUGGCUACGCAUUGCUCUUCUUGUCUCGUUGCUAUCCGGGCAGGCGGCUGAGUGGGCCAUGGCAGUUCUUCGAGCGGACACAGACACCGCCUAUUCAUACAAUAAAUUCACCCGCCAACUCAAACUCUUCUUCGAACACCCAGCGGGCGAGGCCUGGACGCACAUCGCCCUGGACUUUAUCACUGGCCUGCUGGUUUCAGAAGUAAAAAACCCCAUCUUAACCAUCGUCGACCGGUUCUCCAAAGCAGUGCACCUGGUGGCUCUCCCCUCAGCAAAAAACACUGCUGAGCUGAUAUUGGAACACACUAACGGUCAGACGGAAUGGACUAACCAACAGCUGAAGCGCUACCUGAGAUGUUUUGUUUCUGAUCGCCAGUGCUCCUGGGCCCGCUACCUCACAUGGGCAGAAGUGUCCCACAACCUCCACAUCUCCUCUGCUACCAGUUUAAGCCCAUUUGAGGUUUGCUAUGGUUUCCAACCUCCAAUGUUCACCCACCAAGAACCGGAGGUUGACGUACCAUCGGACCUAAAGUUGGUGCGCAGGUGUCGACGGCUGUGGAAUCAAGCCAACCUCACCAUCCAACAUGCCAUCACCAGUUACAUCUCCCAGCAUCGCCGUCGACACCCUCCGGGACGUUUUCCCGCCUACACUGUGGGACGGAUCCUCAACUCACGCCCUCGGGGCAGAGGUACCCAGUACCUGGUCGAUUGGGAGGGCUAUGGCCCAGAGGAGCAAUCUUGGAUCCCAGCGUGUUUCAUCCUCGACCCCGAGCUCAUUCGGGACUACCGUCAUAGGCUGUCUCUCUCUCUCUCAGACACUCUGAGGUUGGUGGAUGGUGGAAGUCGCUGUGCUGGGAGAGUGGAGGUUCUUUAUGGUGAUCAGUGGGGAACAGUGUGUAAUAAUAGCUGGGAUAUGAGAGAAGCUGCAGUGGUGUGUAGAGAGCUGCAGUGUGGGGAGCCUGUAGACGUGCAGUAUUUCACACACUUUGGACCAGGUUCAGGGCCAAUCUGGAUGGAUGAUGUGGGCUGUAAUGGAUCAGAGUCGACACUGAAGAACUGUAGCUCAGCAGACUGGGGGAGAAAUUACUGUGAUCAUAGUGGUGAUGCUGGAGUCACCUGCACAGACAGUGUAAGGUUGGUGGAUGGUGGAAGUCGCUGUGCUGGGAGAGUGGAGGUUCUUCAGGAGGGACAGUGGGGAAAAGUGUGUGGUGUUAAAUGGAAUAUGGACGAUGCUGCAGUGGUGUGUAGAGAGCUGCGCUGUGGGGAGGCUGUAAAUGCAUCUCAGUACGGUCACUAUAGACCAGGAUCAGGACCAACCUGGAUGUAUAUUGUGGGCUGUAGAGGUUCAGAGUCGACACUGAAGCACUGUAGGUCAAAUAGUACUUUGGAUUGGUGUCUUCAUGGUCUUGAUGCUGGAGUCAUCUGCUCAGGUCACAGAAUGCCGAGACUCAGUUCUGGUCCUCACCAGUGCUCUGGGAGAGUGGAGGUGUAUUAUGGAGGUUCCUGGUCCACAGUGUGUGAUGCUGACUUUGACCAGCAGGACGCAGAGGUUGUGUGUCGAGAGCUGGGCUGUGGGAUUCCUGUUAAGGUGCUGGGAUCAGCUGCUUUUGGCCGAGGGGAGGGUCAGGUGUGGACAGAGGAGCUUCAGUGUAGAGGAAAUGAAUCUGACAUUACCUUCUGUCCAACAUCAUCUUCACUCAAACAUUCAAACUGCUCCCAUGACAACGAUGUGGGAUUAAUAUGUUCUGGUCACACAGAGGCGAGGCUGGUGAACGGACCAGACUCCUGUUCUGGUCGAGUGGAGCUCCAGUACCUCAGUGACUGGGGCACAGUUUGUGCUGUAAACUGGGAUAUGAGAGCUGCAGAUGUUCUCUGUGCACAGCUGGAUUGUGGGAGUGCUGUGGCUGUGGUGGGGGUGGACUGGUUUGGGGAGGGGAGUGGCCACAUCUGGGCUGAUGUGUUUGAUUGUCAGGGGAAUGAGACACACCUAUCACAAUGUGGUGUCUCAUCAUGGAGUCGAGCUGCAUGCUCUCAUAAACACGAUGCUGGAGUCAUCUGUAAUGGAUCAUCCAUGGCGUUUCAUGAGGGGCGAGUGCGGUUGUCUGGGGGGAGCGAGUGUCAGGGGGAGGUGGAGAUUUAUUUUAGGCAGGACUGGAGAAGAGUUCUCCUGGACUCGUGGAGUCUGUCUGAGGCGUCUGUGCUCUGCAGACAGCUGGGCUGUGGCUUUGUGCUGAACUACCGCUCCUCUCCAUCCACCACUAAACACAAACACAUGUGUGUAACGGGUUUCAGCUGCUCUGGGAGUGCUUAUCUGGGAAACUGCAGCGGUGCACAACCUGUCAGCUGCAGCUCUGGGGAACAGCUGUACAUCAACUGCACAGGUAUCUUGAACCGUGCCAUCAGCUCCAUCAGACUGGUUGGUUCUGGGGGAGACUGUGCAGGAAGGCUGGAGGUUUUCCACAGUGGCUCGUGGGGAACAGUGUGUGAUGACUUGUGGGAUAUUGAGAAUGCACAGGUGGUGUGCAGACAGCUGCAGUGUGGAGUGGCCCUCAGUACCCACAUACCAGCCUGGUUUGGUCCUGGAACUGGGUCAAUAUGGCUGAAUGAGGUGGAGUGUGAGGGGAAUGAGACGUCCCUGUGGAACUGCAGAUCUCAGCUGUGUGAAGACAAGGAAUGUGGACACCAGGAGGAUGUAGGAGUUGUGUGCUCAGAGUUUAAAGAGAUCCGACUCACAGAGGGCUGUAAGGGGAAUCUGGAAGUGUUCUACAAUGGAACCUGGGGUAAUGUGUGUCACAAUCAGUUGGAUGAUGAGACAGUAAACAUGGUGUGUCGAGAGCUGAACUGUGGAAGACAUGGCAAUGUGUCAAACACUGAAGCAAGAGUCAAAUCUGCUCCUAACUGGCUGGAUUAUCUGAAAUGUAGGAAACACGACUCUAAUCUGUGGCAGUGUCCAUCUUUACCCUGGGGACAGAACAAAUGUGAUAAUAGUGAUGAAGUGGCUCAUAUUACCUGCACAGAUGAUAAAACUUCUCUACAUGCACAAGAAAAGUGCUCUUCACUUCCCUCUCAGAAACACUGUGCAAAAAGAGCUGCUCCAAAUCCUCCACCAGCUGUAGCUCCACUGACUCCUCCACUGGUUCUCUUUGUGUUGGGAACGCUGCUCUUCCUGGCCUUAGUGUUUCUGGUGGUACUGUUUUACCAAAACAGAGUGCUCAGAAGAGUUGUCUCCAAGACGAGGCGUAAGACUCAGCCUGAGGCAGUCUAUGAGGAGAUCAACCACAGAUACAUCACUAGAAGAAUCACGAGCUCCACUCAAAGAGGAAGUCUCCUCUCUGAAGAACAGCAUUCUGGGUAUGAGCAUGUGGAUGAUGAGCUUCUCUCAGUAAAGUCUGGGAUUGGAGAAAAGGCUGAGUAUUAUGAUGAUGUCAUCGACACCAGUGACUUCAUAAGUGAUACAGGAAGAGUUGAGCCACCAGAGGACUACGAUGAUGCCGUCACUGCUGGACCCAUCGCUGAUAACGUGGAGGAGGAUGAAGCUGAGAAUUAUGAUGAGGCCAUUACAGCUGAUCAGAAGUCAGUUAUACUGACAGAGGACGUGUCCGAGAACUAUGAUGAUGCAGUUACGGCUGAAACAAACACAAACAUCACCACAGACAAUCCAGAAGAUUAUGAUGAUGUCAUCACUGAGGAACAGGAUGGAGGAGAGACAGAAGAAUAUGAUGAGGUGGAGGAGAAAUCUCAGAAAGACAGGGACCAUGUGACUGAGACACGCCCCCAAAGGCCUUUUCUCAGGAAAUUACAUUUCAACUUUUAUAAACACAAACAAUGAUUUGAUUCUACUUCCAAUAAUUUCAUGCAUUCUGAACCAUGUUCAUUUUCUCACCUUGUUAUUAGCAAAUAGAUUAGGGAGAGUUAAAUCAGCUCCAUUAUUACUGAACCAAAUGUUUCCAGCUUUCCUUUUACAACACAUUUCUGACAAUUCAUCUGAAUAUCUUGUCUUUGUAAACAAUAUGCAAGCAAUAUAUACGUCUAGGUUUCAUGCUGUGUGUUUAACUAUAAAACAUAUCAUUGAAAUGAAUGUUUUGUUGCAGUCUCUAUUAGGGAGCUGUGUAUGUUGGAAGUUUCAUUACGGAUUCUCAGAUUUUCAUGUGAAAUUCUCAGGUUUCCUUCAAACUCUCCAAUUUCUUUCUUU